This is a messenger RNA of Astyanax mexicanus (Mexican tetra), 1111 nucleotides long. Its product is annotated as GTPase IMAP family member 9-like. The coding region runs from base 233 to 874 and encodes 213 amino acids. NCBI's taxonomy places the organism in Eukaryota, Metazoa, Chordata, Actinopteri, Characiformes, Acestrorhamphidae. Gene Ontology annotation, molecular function: GTP binding. The transcript has 2 exons. The record is from RefSeq and is a predicted model, not a curated record.
UUUCGUUUUUGAGUUUGCGCAAACUCCGUUUGGGCGGAUAUAGGACGUGUUCGAGGCUUUCUGGGCACUUUGCUAACUUGUUAUGGAGCCUUUACGCUUUUAGACAAACUACAAGAACACAUUAAUGUAACCAAGUAGAUUUAUCGCGUCGUUGAGUCUCAGAAACGCAAGUUAUGAACAUCCAUGAGAACCCCGUCUCCUGAAGACUUCAGCUCACAGCCCGCGCACAGCCAUGGCAUGGUCCAGGCCUUUUAGGAGACAGGAGCUCAGGGUGGUCCUUCUUGGGAACGUAGGUUCAGGCAAAAGUGCAUCAGGCAACACUCUGCUAGGCACCUCGCGCUUUGCCUGUAAAGUCAGUGCCUGCCCAGUCACUCAUCAGUGUGAGGCUGAGACUGUGACUCGGGAAUGGGGGAAAAUCACAAUGGUGGACACUCCAGGACUGACUGCAGAAAUAGUCACAGAUACUAAAGAAAAACUGCUUAGGUGCCUUCAGCUCUCGGCUCCAGGGCCACACGUUUUCUUGCUGGUGAUCCCCCUGGGUCGAUUUACCCAGGAGGAGAAGGACACAGUGCAGAGGGCAGCUCAGUUAUUUAAGGAACAUUUUUACACAUUCACCAUCAUUCUCUUCACUUUUAAAGACAAUCUGAAAAAUAGCUCAAUUAGUGAGUACAUCAGCACCGCUGGAGAGGGUCUUCAGCAGCUGCUGCAGAAGUGUGGCCACAGGUACCAUGCCUUCAACAACAACAAUCCCACUGAAUACGAUCAAGCGGAACAGCUUUCAUGGAAGAUGAACAGCCUGGUACAAAAGAACUUCAGAACAUAUUACACGUUAGAUGAUCGCAGUAAGUAUACAGAAACUUUAGGCAUCUGUUAAAGUUCAGUCACAUAAUCACUAUUAAAUUCAUGUGUAAUGAAAUGAAAUGAGUUUUUGAAAAAGACACAUCAAGAGCUGUAAUCAUUUUGGGAUAUUUUAAAAUAAUAGCAUUACUUAAUUAAAAAAAUCACUGUCCUUUCAGGAAACCACAGCAAACACCACCGAUACCAUAUCAAAACCUUAGCAACCACUUAGCAAUAAUAUAGCAACCACUAUGGAUACCAUAGCCACACCUUA